AUGGGUAUCUCUCGUGACUCCCGCCACAAGCGCUCCGCGUCCGGUGCCAAGCGCGCCUACUACCGGAAGAAGCGCGCUUUCGAAGCUGGUCGCCAGGGUGCCAACACCCGUAUCGGCGCCAAGCGCAUCCACACCGUCCGCACCCGCGGCGGCAACCACAAGCACCGUGCCCUGCGUCUCGACUCGGGCAACUUUGCCUGGGCCUCUGAGGGCUGCACCCGCAAGACCCGCGUCAUUGUCGUCGCCUACCACCCUUCCAACAACGAGCUCGUCCGUACCAACACCCUGACUCGCAGCGCCGUCGUCCAGAUCGACGCGGCCCCCUUCCGACAAUGGUACGAGGCCCAUUACGGCCAGCCCAUUGGCCGCAGACGCCAAAAGGCGCAGGCCGCCAAGGAGGGCAAGGUCGAGGAGGAGGUCAAGAAGUCCAAGUCUGUCGAGAAGAAGCAGGCGGAGCGCUUCGCUGCCCGCGGCAAGGUCGACCCCGCCGUCGAGAAGCAGUUUGAGGCUGGUCGCCUGUACGCCAUCAUCUCCAGCCGUCCUGGCCAGUCUGGUCGCUGCGACGGCUACAUCUUGGAGGGCGAGGAGCUUGCUUUCUACCAGCGCAAGCUUCACAAGUAA
Ustilaginoidea virens is the source of this 621-nucleotide messenger RNA. RefSeq lists its product as uncharacterized. Gene Ontology annotation, cellular component: ribosome; cytosolic small ribosomal subunit. The record is from RefSeq and is a predicted model, not a curated record. Gene Ontology annotation, molecular function: structural constituent of ribosome. The transcript has 2 exons. The coding region runs from base 1 to 621 and encodes 206 amino acids. Lineage: Eukaryota; Fungi; Ascomycota; Sordariomycetes; Hypocreales; Clavicipitaceae. Gene Ontology annotation, biological process: translation; maturation of SSU-rRNA from tricistronic rRNA transcript (SSU-rRNA, 5.8S rRNA, LSU-rRNA).